Molecule: messenger RNA, 1034 nt
Organism: Maylandia zebra (zebra mbuna)
Lineage: Eukaryota; Metazoa; Chordata; Actinopteri; Cichliformes; Cichlidae
Source: RefSeq, a predicted model, not a curated record
CGCUUUUUUCCCCGCUCUGCUGUGUGGGAAGGAGCCUUGCGUGGUUUUCAAAGGAUAUCUUAUGAUCCCAACUUGAUGAUCAGUGUGAAAAUCUCAGAUGAUAUGGGGAAAAAUGAGGAAGGGGUUGAUUUAGGCGGGCCAAGGAGGGAAGACUAUCAAUGGACACCAUUGCCAGGUCAGCCAUGUUUGAGGGGAAAGAAAACUGCAAGAACUUGGCUCUUGACAGUACUGAAGGAAGCAACAGAAGAACUGCUGAGGAGAUGGUUGUUACAUUCUGGAGGGACUAUCUCCAAGCUACAGAAGAAGAAGAAGGACAUUCCAAGUUAGAGAAGCUAUUGGCCUUUGCAACUGGAGCAACUGCGGUGCCACCUAUUGGCUUUUCCCCAGCACCCUUGAUUGAGUUCAUUCAUAGAGGAGAUGACGACUUCUCUUCUACACCAAUUUUCCCUCUUGCCAACACGUGUGUUAACUGCAUUAGGCUGCCACUGCAUGUUUCAUACCAGUUGUUCAAGGAGAUGUUUGAUUUUGCCUUAGGUAACACUUACGUCUUUGGCAGGGUGUGAACACAUUAUGCUGUAUGAGUUUGUGGUUUUAUCUUUUGUAUUGGUCUCUCUGCUGAUUCAAAGUGAGCAUUGAAUAUUAACUUUUUAAGGUUUUAAUAUUUCCAAAUUUAGCUGCGUCAGUCAAAUUGAUGUUUUAAGACAUCAAUUUGACAAGAAGUGAUUGUUCUUCAGGAUUAAAAUCCAAUUGUUUAACAGCACUUCAGAAGUUUAUUUACACUGUUGAGUAUGAACAUAUAAUCUUUGUCUCACUUUAGUCUUUUCAUGUGCAUGUGCAUCUGUCUUUGAUAUGGUUGUCUUUCUGUCUGUUUAUUCUUCUGCCUGUCUCAGUUUCUGUUUGAUUGACAACAGAGCUGUCAUUUUAUCCUAUUGAUUGAUUGAUAAUACUUUAUUCAUCCCGAGGGAAAUUGAGUUAAGGCUGCCAGCCGUGCCAGCUCCAUCUUACCCUUCCGACCAUACAUACAUUACGCAAAA